Fonsecaea erecta is the source of this 906-nucleotide messenger RNA. RefSeq lists its product as hypothetical. The coding region runs from base 1 to 906 and encodes 301 amino acids. The transcript has 4 exons. Lineage: Eukaryota; Fungi; Ascomycota; Eurotiomycetes; Chaetothyriales; Herpotrichiellaceae. Gene Ontology annotation, cellular component: membrane; oligosaccharyltransferase complex. Gene Ontology annotation, biological process: protein N-linked glycosylation. The record is from RefSeq and is a predicted model, not a curated record.
AUGCGUCUACUUUCAUUUCUCCCCCAGGCUCUGCUCCUCUGCUCUACACUAGGUUCAUCAUCAUCAGCAGCAGCAGCCUCUACGUGGACGUUCACCGACGCCUCUCUCAGCGUGACCAGCAAAGGGUCCGCAGCCGGGAAGGAUGGAGGAAUUAAAGAGAAACUUACCCCCUCUCAACCGCUCCCCAAACCCAUCCUGCUCGGUGGCUCCGACACUUUGAAGAUCACGCUCACAACGCAAGAAGGGAAAAGUGCCAAAAGACCGCACCAGGCGUUUCUGCUGCUCCAAGACCAAGAAGGGAAACUCGACGUUUCGUAUCCGUUCAGUGUGAAGGAGUCGGGCAAGGCGAAGGUCGAACUGACACACAAAGAUCUCCCGGUCCAAUUCCUCACUUCCGCUCUCGCGACGAACAAUACAUCGGGAUUGAGCGCAUCCAUCAUCAUCGCCUCCUUCAGCACCACCCCAGGCUACAACUCCCCGGCCUUCACCCUCCAAGUCAAGACAGAUUCAAAUACUCCCAUACCCGUCGCAGAGAAACCCCUCCGAUACGGCAAACUUUCAGAAAUCCACCACAUCUUCCGCUCUGACCCAAGGUCUCCGCCCGCGAUCAUCAGUCUGGUGUUUUUGGCCGCUGUGGUGGGAACCCUGCCGCUGUUGGCAGGUGCCUGGCUCGCCCUCGGAAUCAACCUGUCCUCCCUGCCCAAGGCCUUCUCCGCCGCGCCGAUCUCGCACGCCUGCUUCGUGUCCUCGAUCGCGGGGAUUGAGUUCGUCUUCUUCCUGUACUACACGAGCUGGAAUCUGUUCCAGACACUCCCCGUCCUCGGCGUGUUGGGCGUCACGGCAUUCCUGAGCGGCAGUCGUGCCCUGACGGAGGUCCAGGAGCGGAGGUUGGCGGGGACCAGAUAA